ACGAUUUAAUCCAAUAAAAUAUUAACUAAAAACGAGAGGUGCAUGGGAAUUAAGAGAAAAUUUAGAUGAUUUUGUCGUGAAGGUUGAUCUCCGACAUAAUCCGAGAUACAUGCUAUCAAAUAUAAUUUAGGCGCUCUAUGGAUUUCAAGAGAAAAUUUAAGUUUCUUGGGUUUUUCAUCGGCUUUAUGUUCCUCCGUUUCAUCGUAUCUGGAAAAUGCAGAGGGGUGGUUGGAGAAAAAGCUUCAACCCCAUCAGGGGGGUAUAGUAUCUUUGAUUGUCUGGAUGGGGGUUCUGGGACACUAGUGUGUGGUGUAAAAGAAAGUGUAAAACUGUACACCAACAACAUAAGAACAGCUCAUGUGGAGCUAGCAAGAAGUAAAGCAGUUGAAUCUUCACUGGCAGAUGCACUCUCACAAGGCAUUGAAAGCAAAGCUGCAGCCACACAAGCCAAGAAAGCAGGAGAUAAAGCUGCAAAACUAGCAAUGAGGAAAGCUGAUCGUAUCUUAGGACCUUUUGUUUCUUCUGCAUGGGAUCUUCUUGAAACACUUUAUUAUCAAGGAAUUGGUACAGAAGGAUUUCUAAGGGGUGCUGGAACGUUGUCAGGGACAUAUUAUGUAGGGUUUUUAGGAGAGGAAAGAUUUGGCAGAUUCGGAUAUUUGAUUGGAAGCCAAUUUGGUAGUUGGAUUGGGGGAAAGAUUGGACUUAUGGCAUAUGAUGUUGUUAAUGGCAUGCGUUGCUUGCUUCAUAUUGGUUAAAUAUAGUAACAUGUACAAGAAUGUAAGGACUUAAUGAUAUGGAUUCAUACAUGUCUGAAAUUCUUACAAAUAUUAAAGAAUCUUAAAAGGGGACCAUUAUUCAAAAGAUCAUGUGUUCAUGGAAGAUCUGAAUCACACUAAGGACUAUAUAUGGAGAGGUAAAUGCAGCUUUUAGUUUUCA
Molecule: messenger RNA, 936 nt
Organism: Lactuca sativa (garden lettuce)
Lineage: Eukaryota; Viridiplantae; Streptophyta; Magnoliopsida; Asterales; Asteraceae
Source: RefSeq, a predicted model, not a curated record